Molecule: messenger RNA, 1395 nt
Organism: Fimicolochytrium jonesii
Lineage: Eukaryota; Fungi; Chytridiomycota; Chytridiomycetes; Spizellomycetales; Powellomycetaceae
Product: concanavalin A-like lectin/glucanase domain-containing protein
Exons: 3
Coding region: 237-1178 (313 amino acids)
Biological process (GO): glucan catabolic process
Molecular function (GO): hydrolase activity, hydrolyzing O-glycosyl compounds
Source: RefSeq, a predicted model, not a curated record
CAUCGCCAACGUUGACUUUUCGCAUUGCCUUCGCGACGGGGGUGUCUCGCGAAGAACGACUCUGGCGGAGCUGGAGACUCUGAUGACGCUUGGACAAGUGUGGAGAGUGGGCAUGGGCGAGUGAGGGGAGCGAGCGCCGAGUAUACAAAGAGCGAGGGUGCAUUCGACGAUAACUCACUUCUCAGAUCAACCUCCCAACCUCUCCCGUCGUCUCCCUCAAACUAUAAGCUGUAAAAAUGAUCGCACGUCUCUCCGCCAGCAUUCUCACUCUUCAGUUGAUCUCCACCGUCGCCGCAUUCCGCUUGGUCGACAGCUUCAGCGGCCCGGGAUUCUUUGACAACUUUGACUUUUUCACCGCUGACGACCCGACUCAUGGCUAUGUGGACUACGUUGACCGCGGCACCGCUCAGUCUCAGGGUCUGAUCCAAGCUACCGGUCAACAAGCUUUCAUCCGCCCCGACAGCACGAAUGUCGCGUCAGGAAGGGGACGAAAGAGCGUUCGUCUUCAAAGCAAGAAGACAUACAACCAAGGUAGCCUAAUCAUCGCCGAUGUCGCCCACAUGCCCGUUGGCUGCGGCACCUGGCCUGCAUUCUGGACCGUCGGCCCCAACUGGCCCAACUCCGGCGAGAUCGACAUCAUCGAAGGCGUCAACACGCAAACCCAAAACCUGCUCACUCUGCACACCAGCGCCGGCUGCACAAUGGCUGGCGUCGGCCGCGACCAAUGGGCGGUAGCCGACAGCUUGAACUGCGACGUCAACGCUCCCGGCCAGUUUGCUAACCAAGGAUGCGCUUCCCGCGAUUCCAACACCAAAUCAUACGGUACCGACUUCAACAACAACGGCGGCGGGGUCUACGCGACCCUGUGGGACGCCUCAGGCAUCAAGAUCUACCUAUUCUUCAACGACAUCGUCCCCGCCGACGUCCGCAACGGGAACCCGAACCCUGCUGGCUGGGGUCGUCCCACAGCGGUCUUCCCGUUCGGAAACAACUGCCCGGCGUCCCACUUUGCGAACCACCAGAUCGUGAUCAACACCGCGUUCUGUGGGGACUGGGCCGGUGCGGUGUUUGGACAGAAUGGAUGCCCCGGCAACUGUGUGGAUUUCGUGCGGAACAACCCGGGCGCUUUCAGGGAUGCUUACUGGGCGUUCAAGUCCGUCAAGGUCUACCAGCAGUGAUACCACCUCACCCGUCGGCCGUGGGAUGAAGUUGGCGCACCUUGGCAGCGAUGACCCACAUGAAUCUAGGGCGUACGUCCUCUGUUGCUGGAGAAAUACCCCCUGCACCCGUUCUAUGUAGAUAAAGUCAUUUGUACAUACGGCGUUUAGUUGUUUACCGAUCUAAAUUUUGGAAAUUGGAAACGGAUGGAUAGAACGUCGGCCGUGAUCACAUUUG